GUUGGACUCUUAUUUAAUUCCUUCAAACUCUCUCUCACAAAAAAUAAAAAAAUAAAAAGAAUGGCAGAGAGUUAUACUUCCAAAGUGAGCAAAAAGCCCUUCUCACGCGGUCAAAUGGAGGCGCUGACCGCCUUGUGCGACACCCUUUUGCCCUCCGUCGAUGUUUCCGGCGAUGAUCUCCGCCGCCAACGCCUCCAUGCGCCGCUUGAUGACGUCAUCCGGUUCUAUCAGACGUCAGCGUCCAUGGCCGGGACUCCACAGCUCAGAUUUUCAAAGGUGUCACCCAAGAAAAGAGAAGAAAUAUUAUUGUCAUGGUCAACAAGCUUUUUCUUUCUCCUUAGAAUCCUCUUUGCGGCUCUCAAAAUCUUCACUCUCCUCACAUUUUUCACCCAGGUGAACGAGAAAAACGACAACCCCGCGUGGAAAGCAAUCGGCUACCCAGGCCCGGACCCGGACCGAAAACCCGACCCGAACUCCACCACGGAAAACCCAUCCGGGCCCCUCCACAAAGGCAUCGUCAACUUGACCCAUCAAAAGCAGAAAUCCCUCUACAAGCUACAAACCCUAGGCUUCCCCAUAUCCAUGCUCAACGCCAGCCGGCCCAAAUCUCUGGAAAAAAACCCAUCUUUCACCGUCAAAUGUGACGUGGCCGUCGUCGGCUCCGGCUCCGGCGGCGGCCUGGUCGCCGGAGUCCUCGCCAAAGCCGGCCACAAAGUCAUCGUGCUCGAAAAAGGCGGCUACUUUGCCCGGGAUAACCUUUCCCUCCUCGAAGGCCGUGCCAUGGACCAAAUGUACCUCAACCACGGCAUCCUCGGCACGGACAACAUGGAUGUCCUCAUAGUCGCGGGGUCCACCGUGGGCGGUGGGUCCGCCAUCAACUGGUCGGCCUCGAUUCGGACCCCGCGCCAUGUGGCGCGAGAGUGGAGCCAAAAGCACGGCUUGAAACUUUUCGAGACCGAGGCCUACGAGCACGCGUUGGACGUCGUGUGCGCGAAGAUGGGCGUGCAAUCCGAGUUCGAAACCGAGGGUUUCAACAACAUGAUUCUCAGAAAGGGUUGCGAAAAUUUAGGGUACCGCGCGGAAAACAUCCCCCGCAACGCGCCCCGCGACCACUACUGCGGGUGGUGUUGCCUCGGGUGCGCGGACGGUCGGAAGAAGGGUACUCCCGAGACUUGGCUCGUCGACUUGGUCGAGUCAGGAAAUGGCUCGAUUCUGACGUGUUGCGAAGCGUUAAGAGUCGUCACCGAGAAAAAUUGGGUUGUUGGGGGUAAGGGACGGAAGAGACGAGCGGUCGGGGUGGAAUUCAUGUACGAGACAGAAACGGGCCGGGAGACCGGGCUCGUCGAGGCCCGAGUGACGGUAGUGGCGUGCGGGGCCAUAUGCACGCCCGGGCUUCUCAGACGGAGCGGGCUUAGGAACCCGAACAUCGGGCGGAACCUGCGGCUCCACCCGGUGGUGAUGGCGUGGGGCCAUUUUCCGGACGGGCCCGAUUGUUGGCCCGGGCCCGAGAAGCGGAGCUUCGAGGGCGGGAUCAUGACCGCAAUGUCGAAGGAGGUCGCGAACUUCGAGACGUCGGGCUACGGGGCGUUGAUCCAGACGCCGUCCCUCCACCCAGGGAUGUUCUCGAUCGUCACCCCGUGGGCCUCGGGUCAGGACGUCAAGGCCCGGAUGGUUAAAUUCCCGAGGACGGCCCACGUUUUCGCCCUUGCACGGGACGUCGGGUCGGGUGAGGUGGUCUCGGAGACGGACGUGAGGUACGAGGUGGGCCCGGCCGACACGGAGAGUUUGAGGGAAGGGGUCGGGAGGGCAUUGCGGAUACUGGCGGCGGCGGGUGCCGAGGAAAUCGGGACCCACCACAGGGAGGGCAGAGUUCUGAAGGUGAGGGAGACGGACAGGAGGGAGCUCGAGAGGUUCGUGGAGGAGGAGAGUUCGAGGCCGGUUAGUGGGCUUUCGACACCCGUGUGCUCGGCCCACCAGAUGGGGAGCUGUCGGAUGGGAGUCGGGCCGAAAGUGUCGGUGGUGGGGCCCACCGGGGAGAGUUGGGAGGUGGAAGGAUUGUACGUGGCGGACUCGAGCGUGUUCCCGACGGCGGUAGGGGUGAACCCGAUGGUGACGGUGCAGGCGGUGGCGUAUUGCACGGCGCGAGCGAUCCAGGAGGCGCUCGGCGGCGGGGAGAAGGCGAGGGAGGUUUGAGCAAUGGGUUGGGGGAUUUAGGGAGGUGUAGUUUUGUUGUUGUUGUUUGAUGAUUAUAUGGGGUUGGAUGGAUUUUGUUUUUGUGGGAUUUUAGUGAAAUUUGUGUGGGAUGGUUUGGGAUUGUGAUGUUUGAUUUUGAUAAUUGUGUAAGGUUGAUAUAGUAGUUCAUUGUUGAAAAAAAAGUGUACUUCGCUAUUAUUAUUUGGUAAUAUUGACUCUAUAAGUGAAUAAAAUUAUAAAAUUGGUACAUAGGAGAGAGUGAUAUUUUUGUACGGUUUAGGCGAGGAUAAGUUCAAAUUUACAAAAG
Molecule: messenger RNA, 2500 nt
Organism: Striga asiatica
Lineage: Eukaryota; Viridiplantae; Streptophyta; Magnoliopsida; Lamiales; Orobanchaceae
Source: the annotation of a GenBank genome assembly